GCCUGUCCAGCUGCCACCCCAGCUAUUUUAUCGCCCGAUCGGACCGUACCCGGCCUGAUCUUUCUUUUCAUCCGGGCACCCUGAGCCCUGAGCCCUGAGCCCUCAGCCCCUACGUCGCCGUCCCGCCAUGUCUACCACCACCACCACUACCAUCACAACACCUACCCCUUCACUCGUCUCCGAACCACUUCCUCUCUAUCGCUGCAACGACCCAGACUCUGCUUCUAUACAUUCAACCGCACCCUCCUACAAGUCAGAGACCCCAACCUAUACCUCCCGGCGCUCCCACUUCGCUGCAGAAGAUCCGCGAUCCCAAGAUGAAACACCGCGUGGCUUGCCUGCGAUGCAAUUCGCUCAAGGCUUCAUCCCACGUCCUCAACACAUGAGUGCACACAGCCAUAACUCGAUACCAUGGACUGCCGUAUCGCCUCCCAGGACGAACAAGCAGCUGCACACCGCGCCGCGCCGUGCUUCUUCGCACAUCUCCCCAGUGGGCUCCCUGACAAACAUCACCAUCUCCAGCACACCAUGCAGUCCUUCCUCCAUAUCUCUCCUCGCUCUACACCCUCUGGAGGACCCAGAACUCGUCGGCGAGGCUGCUGCCAGGCACGCCCGCGAGCAACGCAUCUAUCUCGAGGCGUGUCUGCGCGGCGACGACGCCAUACGCCAAGAAAGCAACAGCUGGGACUUUAUGUUGAGUCAGAUGUCGGACUGGGAGGAUCGUGAGAAGAGCUGGAACAACUUUCGUGAUCGCGUCACUGUGCGUGGCAGCGGUGCUGCUGCGAGUAAGCGGAAGAGCGGUGGCUUGGGCGGCCUACUAGCUGGCCUUCGUGGUUUGAGAUGAAGCUGGGCUUCCAAUCAAGAGGCAGCGUUCUACUACUGCAUUUGGGCGAAAAGAG
Messenger RNA from Pseudovirgaria hyperparasitica, 899 nucleotides. RefSeq lists its product as uncharacterized. The transcript has a single exon. NCBI's taxonomy places the organism in Eukaryota, Fungi, Ascomycota, Dothideomycetes, Acrospermales, Acrospermaceae. The record is from RefSeq and is a predicted model, not a curated record. Bases 128 to 844 code for a protein of 238 amino acids.